This is a messenger RNA of Aspergillus fijiensis CBS 313.89, 1085 nucleotides long. Its product is annotated as DNA replication protein PSF1. Bases 222 to 908 code for a protein of 228 amino acids. The record is from RefSeq and is a predicted model, not a curated record. Gene Ontology annotation, cellular component: GINS complex. Gene Ontology annotation, biological process: DNA strand elongation involved in mitotic DNA replication; DNA replication. The transcript has 3 exons. Lineage: Eukaryota; Fungi; Ascomycota; Eurotiomycetes; Eurotiales; Aspergillaceae.
UCUGCAUGUUCAUCGCAAAGCUUAUUUCAAGCUCAAUCAAGGCACUGCCUUACUAGGCGAUGGAAUAACUACGUUCAGGAACCCCUUCCGAACUCUGGAUUUUCCUGUCCAGCAACCAUCAGCUACAGACUCGCACAUCCCAGCAGCGAUCCGCGUAGGGGUAUACUUUCGCAUCCCCGCGUUUGCAUAUCUUCAAUUCAUAGCUACAACCACUGCCCGCCAUGUCGAACAUGUACGGCGAACUGGGGAAUAAAUUGGUUCAACACGCCAAACGCACCCAGGCUCUAACCCAUCUGCCUCCCUACCAAACCGAACUCGUUCGCGCCGUCGCCCGCGAGGUCCGCGACCUGGACCGCGAUGUUGCACGCCUGCUGACUCCCUUCGAGGGCAGCUUCAAUCCGUCCCAAGAGCCCGCCAUUGCCUGCGCCCUCCUCGUCGACCAUCUCUGUAUGCGUCGUAACAAGCGAUGUCUUCUCGCCUACCAUCGUGUCCGCACGGAAAAAUUGGAGGAGCUCUGUUGGACGGGUGUGGAUGUGCUAGAACAGCAAUUACCCGUGGCGGAGGAGGCAAGUGCAGGAGCUGCCGCCGCCGCCGCCGCCGCCGCGGCACAAGGCCAGGGCGCUGGCUCGGGGAUGAAUCACAGCUCGCUGAGCCCGGAGGAAGAAGAGUACUUUCGACAAUACAGUGACCUGCUCGCCGCGUAUAAGGGGCAGUGGACGGACAUUGACCUCACUGGAAGUUUGGAGCCACCCAAAGAUUUGUUCAUUGAUGUGCGAGUCUUGAAGGAUGCAGGGGAGAUCCAGACGGAAUAUGGGGUGAUCAAUUUGACGAAGAACAGUCAGCUCUACGUACGACAAGGGGAUGUGGAACGAUUGAUUGCACAGGGCUUUCUGGAACGGUUGGGAUAGAUUGCUGUGCCUCCGUGGGCCGGCAGUCAGGAUGCGGAUUACCCCCCGAUGCUGCUUCUGCUGCUCUAGUUGCUGUUUUCUGUGUUACAUGAUGAUACCCAUUUAGUUUGUUGAGAGUAGUCUGAAGAGCGGAGACGGUGGCAUUGGGACCGACGCUGCGCGAAGUCGAACUCAGGU